Messenger RNA from Rana temporaria (common frog), 395 nucleotides. RefSeq names its product MAM and LDL-receptor class A domain-containing protein 1-like. NCBI's taxonomy places the organism in Eukaryota, Metazoa, Chordata, Amphibia, Anura, Ranidae. The record is from RefSeq and is a predicted model, not a curated record. The transcript has 4 exons. Gene Ontology annotation, cellular component: membrane. The coding region runs from base 7 to 336 and encodes 109 amino acids.
GGAGACAUGUGGUAUUUAGAGAAGAUUUUCCUGCCUGAAAGUGAUAUUAUCCAGAUUUUCAUUGAUGGUGUCAGAGGUGAAGAUUUCCGCAGUGAUGUUGCUAUAGAUGAUAUUUCUUUUUACCCAGGAUAUUGUACUGCAACAACUACCACCACCACCACUGUAACUACAAAACCGACAGGUUCUACUGUGUCAUCAACUAAAACCACAUCAUCACCAGGUAAAUAUAUUGCUCAUUUUAAAGAGUUGAGUAUUAUUUAUAAUAAAUCUAUUUAUUUUGUUAUUAUACAUUGUAAGACCUUGAUAAUAAAUUGGAAGUCAUGCAUACUUACAUGACAGUUUGACAUAAAUAAAAGUCAUGCAAAUCUGACUUACACUUAAAAUGUAUAAUUUUA